Molecule: messenger RNA, 3373 nt
Organism: Fukomys damarensis (Damara mole-rat)
Lineage: Eukaryota; Metazoa; Chordata; Mammalia; Rodentia; Bathyergidae
Gene: Edc3
Product: enhancer of mRNA decapping 3
Exons: 7
Coding region: 141-1667 (508 amino acids)
Biological process (GO): deadenylation-independent decapping of nuclear-transcribed mRNA; P-body assembly
Cellular component (GO): P-body
Molecular function (GO): mRNA binding
Source: RefSeq, a predicted model, not a curated record
AGUAGUAGUGGAGUAUCGCCUAGCUGGGUGUUUUCGCGUGGCUGGGCGGUUCUGUGGAGUGUGCGGAGGAGGCCCAGGCUGGACUGCGCGGAGGUGCCCUGUGUGGUUCUGCUUUUUGACGGUAGUCCCACGUCUGAAACAUGGCUACGGAUUGGCUGGGCAGUAUUGUGUCCAUCAACUGUGGAGACAGCUUGGGUGUCUACCAAGGAAGAGUGUCAGCGGUGGACCAGGUCAGCCAGACCAUUUCCCUCACCCGGCCUUUCCACAAUGGAGUGAAGUGUCUUGUGCCUGAAGUCACCUUCAGGGCAGGUGAUAUCACAGAACUAAAAAUACUGGAGAUACCAGGUCCUGGAGACAACCACCAUUUUGGAGAUCCUCAUCAGACAGAAUUAGGUCCCUCUGCUGUUGGGUGCCAAGUGGGUAUCAGUCAGAAUGGCACAGGCAAGUUGGUCAAGAAGCUGACUUCUUCUAGCAGUGCCCCUCAGAACAUCCCUAAGAGGACAGAUGUGAAGAGCCAGGAUGUUGCCGUUUCUCCCCAGCAGCAGCAGUGCUCCAAGAGCUAUGUGGACAGGCACAUGGAGCCCUUGAGUCAGUCCAAAGGCUUCCGUCGUCGGCAUAACUCCUGGUCAUCUAGUAGCAGGCACCCAAAUCAGGCAACUCCAAAAAAAAGUGGUUUAAAAAAUGGCCAAAUGAAGAACAAAGAUGACGAGUGCUUUGGGGAUGACAUCGAGGAGAUGCCAGACACUGAUUUUGAUUUUGAAGGAAACCUGGCCCUUUUUGACAAGGCAGCUGUGUUUGAGGAGAUUGAUACCUAUGAGAGGAGAACCGGUACCCGUUCUCGGGGCCUCCCAAAUGAAAGACCUGCUCGGUACCGCCAUGAUGAGAACAUUCUGGAGUCGGAGCCCAUUGUCUACCGACGGAUCACAGUGCCGCAUAGCUUGAGCAAGGAGUUCUAUACAGACUCUGGCCUGGUGGUCCCAAGUGUUUCCUAUGAGCUGCAUAAAAAGCUAUUGUCUGUGGCAGAGAGGCAUGGGCUGACCCUGGAGCGGAGACUAGAGAUGACAGGUGUGUGUGCCAGUCAGAUGGCGUUGACUCUCCUCGGAGGACCCAACAGGCUGAAUCCCAAGAAUGUUCACCAGAGGCCCACUGUGGCCCUGCUGUGUGGGCCCCAUGUGCAGGGCGCUCAAGGCAUUAGCUGUGGUAGGCACCUGGCCAACCAUGACGUGCAAGUCAUCCUCUUCCUGCCCAACUUUGUCAAGAUGCUGGAGUCCAUCACCAAUGAGCUGUCUCUCUUCAGCAAGACCCAAGGCCAGCAGGUGUCCAGCCUCAAAGAUCUGCCCAGCAGCCCUGUGGACCUGGUCAUCAACUGCUUGGAUUGUCCUGAGAAUGCCUUCCUGCGGGAUCAGCCCUGGUACAAGGCAGCGGUGGCCUGGGCCAACCGGAACCGGGCACCAGUGCUCAGCAUAGACCCUCCUGUGCAUGAAGUCGAGCAGGGUAUUGAUGCCAAGUGGUCCCUGGCACUGGGCCUUCCCCUGCCACUGGGGGAGCACGCGGGCCGCAUCUACCUAUGUGACAUCGGCAUCCCCCAACAGGUCUUCCAAGAGGUGGGCAUCAGCUACCAUUCACCCUUUGGCUGCAAGUUUGUCAUCCCCCUGCACUCUGCCUAGAGCCCUGCCAUCAGCCGGUGACGGAUGCCUUAAGAUGUGAAGCUUCAUGGGCCUUGCUGUAGUUUUGCUCUUUUGGAUUGAUUUCUUCUGUGAAACAACAGGACGUGCUGAAAACUGGCCUGUCGCCUGGCGGUGGCUGAGCACCACAUGCCUCUGCCCAUGGGGUUUGUUUACAGACACAGGCAGCUCUCAGACUGUUCAGGGGUGGCAGGACCUGGGAGGGGGAGGCUCUACCUUCAUCUGCUUGCCCAGCCAGCAGCUUCUGCAAUGGCUGUGUGGCACCUGUCCUGAAGGGGAUAGUCACAAGGGGCUUUUGGUCCUUUCCCUGAGCCGAGCCAGGUAGUAUGCUGGGUUUUUCCUAGGUCUUUCUUUUCCCUUCCACCUCUGAGAGAGGUAGCAGGUGGGGGCUAAGAAUGGUGUCACUGUAUUGGGAUUUCUGUGGCUUUCUGCAGUAGCCAGGUCACACAAGGUUAUGUUACUGGGGAACUACAGUGCCCAUCUUGCCAACAUUGCUCAUUUAGCUGGUGGCUGAGUCUGGCAAGUCAGUCCAGGCUGCUCAGGGCACAGCUUUAAGGUCCAGGAUUGGGGAGGCCCUAGGCAGCCUGGUACUGCACAAGGUGGCUCCUGGUGCUUCUGUUCUAGUCCCCCACCCUCACAUCAUCCACAUUUAUGCCCCACUCUCCCAUCCCCUCUGCCCACCCCUCAAGAUGCUCCCCUGCAGCAGCCAUCCCAGAGCAGGACUGUGUCCCUCUCCUGCCUGAGCAACCCCACAGCGUUUUGGUCUGGACUUAACCACUUCUCUGGUUGUCUCUCAGAUGUGUAGACUCAGGCAGCAGCCUGUCUCAGAUGCCCAUGCUGGCUCCAGAUGAGCUUUCUGCUGGGUAGCCCACACUUGGCCCCAAAGGGCCCAGCCUGGAGCCCUGGUGGGGCCCCUUGCAAAUAUGUAGGUCUUCGGGCUCCUUUUGCUCUGCCCACAGUGGCUGGGGGUGGUGGUGGUUGAGGGAGGAAGGAUUGGCGGGCAGGGAUGAGUUGGCUGAGGAUUGUGGUCACAGGGAGGGCCGUGGUGCUAGGGUGUGGGCUGCUCAUUUCCUCAUAGGCAUAGAACCAGGAGCAGAUGCAGUAGGGCAGAGGGCUGGCCCCUCUCCUCCCAUCAUCCUCCAGAGGUAGGAGUAGGCUAGGACCAGUACCUCGUGAGUCUGCUCUGAGCCUUUCCCACUCAGGCCAGGCAGCUCACAGGCCUCCUGUUGGGCAAUGAGCUAUAUAACCUUGCUCUCCCUGCUAGUGCCAGUGCAUUGUCCCUGGGUGAUGGCUUUGUUGAGGGGCCAGUGGGAGUUUGUGCCGAAGCUUUUCUCUCUGCGUGGCAUGGGGACCUCUUUGCCCUCAGUCUGGGCUUCCCUAGAGAUUAAGAUGGGCACAGUUCCUCUCUUCUGUUCCUCCCAGUGGUCAGGCCAGGCCCCUUGAGGGUCUGAGUGGUGACCAAGCCUGACCCUCUGGGAACCAAAACCAGCAGCACUACAAUAAAGCUGAAUGAGCAAGUUCUGCACUAUGUGAGCUGCUCUGUGGGUGGUGACAGGAUGCCACCUCCCCCGUUAGGAACUACCCUGACUAUACCAGGUGUUCCACUUCAGUGGACCUCAGCAACACCAGAGCCCGCUUGGGGCCAGUACGCUACCCCAGCAUGGGUCACUUCCUCAGCUCACCCUCUG